This is a messenger RNA of Prorocentrum cordatum, 848 nucleotides long. The record is from the annotation of a GenBank genome assembly. Lineage: Eukaryota; Dinophyceae; Prorocentrales; Prorocentraceae.
CCCGAGGCCAUGGCCGGCAGGCGCCCAGGGGCCCCGAGGCCGAGGGCCCCGGGGAGCGCCCGCCGCCCAGCGCUCUGCCUCGCGCUGGCCCUGGCCCUGGGCGCGGGCGUGAGCCUCCAGGGCGCCCCGUGGCGGCGCAGGCAGCCCCGCGGCGGCGCGGCCUCGCCGCAGCUCUUCGCCUCGCCCGGCAGAGGCGCCGCCGCGGUGGCGCGCCGGGGCUCCUGGCCCACGGCGGCCCCGGCAGGAGCGCCCGACAGCGCCCGCGGGGCCCGCGGGCGAGGAGGCGAGCUCUGGACGGCUCGCAGCAGAUAGAGGUCCUGUACGACGGGCUGUGCCGGGUCUGCCUCACGAACAAGGCCGUCCUGGAGUCCAGUGACGACAGGGGGGUCCUCCGCGAAUUCGUGAACAUAGCCGAUGACGACUACGAGGCCGACGAGCACUCCGGCGUGGAGUACGAGGACGCCAUGAACGAGCUCCACGUCAUCCUGCCGGACGGCGCCGUCGUGCGCGGCACCGAUGCUGUUUUCAAGGCUUACGAGGCCGUUGGCCUGGACUGGGCCGUCGGCAUCUUGGGCUCCCCCCUGCUGCGGGCCGUCACCGACGCAGUCUACAGGUUCCUGUCCGACAACCGGGAGGCAAUCAGCCAGUGGCUCCCCGGCGGCGAGGAGCUUCGGGAGCCAUCCGCAGUGCGCGAUUCCUCCAGAAGGGAGUGGCAGAGGGCGAGGGCUGCAACGACGAGGCUGGGGACGACGAGGAGGACGACGACUGCGUCGUCACGGAGGACAAGCUGUGAGCGGCCGUCGGCCAGCGGUUUGCGCCCGAGGAUCUGGGGCGGAGGAGGCUUGUAA